Bufo gargarizans (Asiatic toad) is the source of this 736-nucleotide messenger RNA. RefSeq lists its product as uncharacterized. NCBI's taxonomy places the organism in Eukaryota, Metazoa, Chordata, Amphibia, Anura, Bufonidae. The coding region runs from base 134 to 736 and encodes 200 amino acids. The transcript is spliced from 4 exons. The record is from RefSeq and is a predicted model, not a curated record.
GCGUUUGUGUGAUUGACAGUAUUGCUGUCCAAUGAAAAAACAGGCCCGUCUAUAUGAAAGGUGUCUAAUGAUAGUGCAAUGGAGGUGAUCAAUUUCAUGUGUUUGGAGAGAGUGUAUUGGAUUGUUUGCGACCAUGGAAUACUCCAGAAGGCGACCAUUUGCGGCUAUUGUGUCUGCAAUCCUUCUCCUACGUUUGAGGCGUAGGAGAGAGAGCAGGCGACGCUUCUGGGUCCAUCCUGUCAUUGCCAACCGACAGGAAAGGGGACAGUUCUGGGCACUGUACGAGACCCUCCGGGCCCAUGAAGACAAAUUUUGGGCAUACACGCGGAUGUCCAUCACCAGCUUUGAUGAGCUCCUGGGGUUGUUGGGCACCCAUUUACAACGUCAGGACACAUUCAUGCGGGACAGUAUUCCACCAGCGGAAAGACUGAUCAUAACUUUGCGCUAUUUAGCUACAGGCCAAUCGUUGACCAGUCUGCACUACGCCUUCCAGAUCGGGAAAUCCACAGCCAGUGUGAUUGUGAGGGAAACCUGCAGCACCAUUUGGCAGGUCCUUCAUGCUGUUGUGAUGGGCCAACCAAACAAGGAGGAGUGGAUGAAAAUAGCGGAUACUUUUCAAAAUACCUGCAAUUUCCCAAACUGUGUACUCACGUGCAAACAGUUGAACCAUUCUCCAAUCAAGAAGAAGAUAUUCCUUCAAGUCCAGAUCGCACAAGGCAUCUGUUACCAGCAAUAA